Molecule: messenger RNA, 1839 nt
Organism: Arvicola amphibius (Eurasian water vole)
Lineage: Eukaryota; Metazoa; Chordata; Mammalia; Rodentia; Cricetidae
Gene: Sat1
Product: spermidine/spermine N1-acetyltransferase 1
Exons: 5
Coding region: 1069-1485 (138 amino acids)
Cellular component (GO): cytosol
Molecular function (GO): N-acetyltransferase activity
Source: RefSeq, a predicted model, not a curated record
GAAGAUCAAGUAAUGUUAACUGAGAAAGAUCUCCUAGAGGAUGGUUUCGGAGAGCACCCCUUCUACCACUGCUUGGUUGCGGAAGUGCCUAAAGAGCACUGGACUCCUGAAGGUUACAGUCUCUAGCUUCGCCAUGUACAUGGCCCUUCUGUGUACAUGGAUGGGCGGGGAGGUAACUAAAAGAUCCUUUACACAAUAAAGUAGAUGAUCAUGAUAAAUGAGGUAAGGUCCUAUUAUCACACACUUGAAACAUGGUAGAUCAGAAACUUAAUUCGCUUCUUGUCUGUUUGCAAAGAAAUGGAAACUGGCUAGAAAGUUGAAUUUGCAACCAUUGCUUCCAUUUGGAAUUGAAUUGACAUUCCUUAUGAGGGAGUCAAUUUUUAAUUGUUUUUUAAAAGUUUUUUUAAUGUAUUUCUUUUUUGCUGACCCUGUUGACUGGCCAGAAAAGGGCUAAAAGGGGAAGUUGCUUGGGUGGAUGCUUUCUUCAGUUUUCUUCUGACGUCUGUUCCUUAGGCUAGAAGGUAAUCAGAACACCCCCACGAUGAGCUAGCUCUUAAAAGUAUGUGAGGGUGUUACAUAACACCUGUAUCUCGUUACUGCUACUUCUCCUGCCUCAGAAAUGGGGAAAGUAAAUUGAAAACUUUUGCGUGGGAAGGCAUGUUCUGAAAGUCAACAUUGUCCUUUUGGCCUGGUGUUCUGACCUUAAGGAAUAAAGAGUUGGUAAACUACACAUGCUCUUUCUUCUAAACCGCUGUGUAAACCCAGCUUUGGCCAAGCCCACAUACCAGUAUGUCAUUAGGGUGUGAAUAAUGUGCGUGCUUAGUUUAAGGCCGUGGCAAUUUUGCUCUGGUACACGUAAUGAAAGUGUUUUCACUUCCAGAGUGUGAGCCCAGCAGACUGCGGACUAGCCAGCCCACAGGUGUCUUCUAGCUUCAACUAGCUCUAAUGUGUGCUUUUUGCAAAUAUAUGUCUGAGACCAGAGAAAUCGUCCAUCAUUGGUCUGCACUGUGCUAGCGUAAACAUGAGGAGGCAGUCCGGUUCACGGCUACUUGUUUCCAUGAUGCAUGCAUGUCUAUUUUCUUAAAAUCUUACGAUAGGCUUCUGAUUCUGCCAAUACAGCUUGAAUGGUUUGAUUUUCUUCUCUGUAUCUCAUGGGAUACUCUUAUUACAGGACACAGCAUUGUUGGUUUCGCCAUGUACUAUUUUACCUAUGAUCCAUGGAUUGGCAAGUUACUGUAUCUUGAAGACUUCUUCGUGAUGAGUGAUUACAGAGGCUUUGGUAUAGGAUCAGAAAUUUUGAAGAAUCUAAGCCAGGUUGCCAUGAAGUGUCGCUGCAGCAGUAUGCACUUCUUGGUAGCAGAGUGGAAUGAACCAUCUAUCAACUUCUACAAACGAAGAGGUGCUUCUGACCUGUCCAGUGAAGAGGGAUGGAGGCUCUUCAAGAUCGACAAAGAGUACUUGCUGAAAAUGGCAGCAGAGGAGUGAGGAGUGCUGGCGCAGACGACGACAACCUCCAUUAUACUUUAGAAUACAUUCUCAACUUACCUUGCUUUCUAUCUUGUUCGUAGUGAAAUAAUAGUGUGAGCACCCAUUCCAAAGCUUUAUUACCAGUGGCGUUGUUGCAUGUUUGAAAGGCAGUCUGUUUAAAAUGACAGUUAUGUAUGUGGUUUGGAGGCAGAGUUCUUGAACAUCUUUUGAUGAACAACAAGUUGGUGUGAUCUUACUUUUUAUGAAAAACAAAACUUCAUUCUUGUGAGUCAUUUAAAUGUGUACAAUGUACACACUGGUACUUAGAGUUUCUGUUUUGAUUCUUUUUUAAUAAACUACUCUUUGAUUUAA